AUGACAAAACAUACCAGCGUCAAAAAAUCACUUGUAGAUUCUUCUAAUAUUAUUGAACAUUGUAUUAUUAUUUGGUUGGAUACAAAUAUUAAUCGUACGAAUGAAAAUACAAAAAAUUCAUUUCAUAGUAUUCAACAUAUGAUUACUUCUUUUGAAACAUUUAAUAACAUUGAUGAAUUUAGCAAUUAUCUUAAGACUAUUAAAGAUGCACAAAUAUUUUUGAUUGUUGUCGAUUUAUGUGAUCAAGAACAUAUUCUUCUUAAUGAUCUUAUUAAGGAAACAACUCAAAUCAAUUCCGUUUACAUAUUUUGUAAUGAUUCAUUGAAAGACAAAUCGUGGACAAAUGAAUCGAAAAAAAUAAAAGGCAUAUUUACUGAUAUUGAUGCUAUUAUAAAUGCCAUUGAGCAAAAUAUUAAUUCAUCUGAAACUAAUUAUUCAAAAACUAGUAUCAUUUCUACUGUAGAUACGAAUUUUGAUGAACUUGAUCCAUCAUAUAUGUAUUCAAAAAUACUCAUAGAAAUUAUUCUUAAAAUUAGUUAUGAUGAUAAAGCAAAACAAGAUUCAUUUGAUUAUUGUCGAAAAUAUUAUGCUGAUAAUAAUGCAAUGUUGAAAGCCAUUGAUGAAUUUGAACAAGAUUAUCAAAAUCAUUCACCAAUUUGGUGGUAUACUAAAGAAUCACCGAUCUAUAUAUUACUUAAAGAUGCUUUAAUGACAGAUAAUAUUGAUAUGAUUGUUAAAAUGGGAUUUUUUAUAAGUGAUGUUCAUCAAGAUAUUAAAAAGAUCUAUUCUCAAAUAGAUCGAACUGUUAAAUUCAUUGUUUAUCGUGGACAAGGAAUGUUAGAUGUUGAUUUUGAUAAACUUAUCAAGCAGAAAGGUGGUCUAUUUUCAUAUCAUGGUUUUUUAUCAACAAGUACUAAUCAAGAAAUAGCUUUUUCUUUUGCAAAUGCUGCUAAACUUGAUGAUAAAAAAAUAGGAAUUCUAUUUGAAAUGAAUAUUGAUCCAUCGAUGUGUUCAAUACCAUUUGCUCCUUUAGAUAAUGCAAGUUAUUAUUUAGAAGCCGAAAAUGAGGUUUUAUUUUCUACACAUAGUAUUUUUAGAAUUGGUGAGAUCAAUCAAAUUGAAGAUCGAUUAUGGAAAAUCAAUUUAACCUUAACUUGUGACAUGGAUGAACAAAUGAAAUGUUUAACUUAUCAUAUGCGGAAUGAGAUUCAUGGUAUAACUCCUUGGCAUUCUUUAGCUACAUUUUUGUAUAAAAUGGGUAAAUAUCAUGAAGCUCUAGAAAUCUUCUAUAGAAUAGUACAGAUAACUAAUGAUCAUGAUAAUGAUAAUGAAAAAUUUAUGACCAGAUUAUCCUCUAAUUACAAUAAUAUUGGCUUAAUGCAUGAUUCAAUGGAGAAUUAUUCUCUUGCAUUGUCAUUUUAUGAAAAAGCACUCGAAAUACAAAAACAUUCUCUUCCUUCUGAGCAUCCAUCGUUAGCUACUGUCUAUGAUAAUAUUGGAAUGGUAUAUAGAUCAUUAGGAGAUUAUACAACAGCACUUUCAUAUUGUGAAAAAGCACUUGAAAUACGAUUGAAAUCUUCUCCAUUGGAUCAUAUAUCGUUAAUCAGUGCUUAUAGUAAUAUUGGUAUGAUAUAUGAAUCCAAAGGAGACUACUCAAAUGCUUUGUCAUUCUAUAAAAAAGCUUAUGAAAUUCAAAAAUCUUCCUUUCCACUUGAUCAUCCGUCUUUGACUCUUAGUUAUAAUAGCUUCGGAGGAAUAUAUAGUUUAUUGGGAGACUAUUCAAAGGCAUUGUUAUAUUAUACAAAAACAAUUGAAAUUCAAGAGAAAUCUCUUCCAUCUAAUCAUCCAACAUUAGCAUUAACUUAUAAUAAUAUUGCUUAUGUAUAUCAAUUAAUGGGAAAAUAUACUAUUUCACUUUCAUACUAUGAAGAAGCACUUAAAGUUCAGGACAAAAUUCCUUCACCGAGCCAACUUUCAUUAGCAACCACAUAUAACAAUAUUGGCUUAGUACAUCGAUUUAUGGAAAACUAUCAAAUUGCAAUUUCAUAUUUUGAAAAAUCAUUACUUAUUGAAGAAAAAUAUCUUAAAGCAGAUCACCCAUCAUUAGCUCAUACCUAUAAUAAUCUUGGAACAGUAUAUCAGUCCAUGAAAGAAUACUCCACUGCACUCACAUACUAUAAAAAAACAUUAGAAAUAUGGCAAAAAUCUCUUCCGUCAAACCAUUCAUUUUUAGCUACCAUUUAUAAUAAUAUGGGUAGUGUAUAUGAUUCAAUGGAAGAUUAUAAACAAGCACUUUCAAAUUAUGAGAUAUCAGUUGAAAUUCAACAGACACUAUCAUUGAAAAAUUAUCUAGAUCUCGCUAGUACAUAUAAUAACAUCGGUGAAGCAUAUAGAGCAAUGGGCGAUUAUCCAAGUGCGUUGUCAUAUUAUCAAAAAACAUUAGUAAUCGAACGGAAACAUCUUUCUGGUAAUCAUCCAUCAUUAGCUUUUACUAUAAGUAAUAUGGCUGUAGCAUUUGAAGCUAAUAAUCAACAUGAAGAAGCCUAUGAACAUGCUGAACAAGCUGUUGAUAUUUUUUGUCAAGCUUUGGGACCAAAGCACUCUCAAACAAUCAUAAAUAAAAAAUAUUGUGAUCAACUACGUCAAAAAUUGUUAUCUUUGAAAUAA
Molecule: messenger RNA, 2667 nt
Organism: Rotaria sp. Silwood1
Lineage: Eukaryota; Metazoa; Rotifera; Eurotatoria; Philodinida; Philodinidae
Source: the annotation of a GenBank genome assembly